Molecule: messenger RNA, 249 nt
Organism: Necator americanus (New World hookworm)
Lineage: Eukaryota; Metazoa; Nematoda; Chromadorea; Rhabditida; Ancylostomatidae
Exons: 2
Coding region: 1-249 (82 amino acids)
Source: RefSeq, a predicted model, not a curated record
AUGGAUGAUGAGGCUGAUACGGAUGGCUCGUCCGUUGAACUCACUAGUAAUGAAGAUUGGAUGUCCCUCAAUUCCAUUGUAAAGACACCUUUUUUCAAUGAAUCCGAUCUUUCGUACAGCCUUCACACUGGAACUCUGCCUCAGUUACAAGUCGAUAAAAAUGUUUACGCCCCACAUUCUCGAAUUCUCUGUUCCCAAUCACCGACUCCUAAAUUUAGUUCCGAAACAUUCCAGAAAAAGUACAUCUGA